Molecule: messenger RNA, 2878 nt
Organism: Dromiciops gliroides (monito del monte)
Lineage: Eukaryota; Metazoa; Chordata; Mammalia; Microbiotheria; Microbiotheriidae
Gene: ZBTB17
Product: zinc finger and BTB domain containing 17
Exons: 18
Coding region: 349-2772 (807 amino acids)
Biological process (GO): regulation of transcription by RNA polymerase II
Cellular component (GO): nucleus
Molecular function (GO): protein binding; RNA polymerase II cis-regulatory region sequence-specific DNA binding; DNA-binding transcription factor activity, RNA polymerase II-specific
Source: RefSeq, a predicted model, not a curated record
CCCUUUGUCUGCUCUGAGGUGCCGUCCCCGGCCUUCGUCCGGCAGUGAUGAGCCUCCCUCUGCGGCGGGGUCUAGGAUAUGGCAGGUGAAGAAGCUGAGGUCCAGAGAGAUGAAAUGGGUUGCCCAGGGCCACAGUGAUGGUUAGCAGAAGAGCUGAGAUUCGAACCCAGGUCUUUUAAAUCUAGAUCAAGUAUUCUUUCUGAGGAGGAAACUGAGGCAGACAGAGGUGAAGUGACUUGUCCAGGGUCACACAGCUAGUAAGUGCCUGAGGUCGGAUCUGAACUCACGUCUUCCCGAAGCCAAGCUCGGCACCCUACCCACUGUACCACGAGCUGCCUCUACACAUCCAUGGAUUUCCCGCAACAUAGCCAGCUGGUCCUGGAGCAGUUGAAUCAGCAGCGGCAGCUGGGCCUGCUGUGUGACUGCACCUUUGUGGUGGACGGAAUCAACUUUAAGGCCCACAAGGCUGUGCUGGCGGCUUGCAGUGAGUACUUCAAGAUGCUCUUUGUGGACCAAAAGGACGUGGUGCACCUGGACAUCAGUAACGCGGCAGGUCUGGGGCAGGUGCUGGAGUUCAUGUACACGGCCAAGCUGAGCCUGAGCCCCGAGAACGUGGAGGAUGUGCUGGCAGUGGCGGGCUUCCUCCAGAUGCAGGACGUGGUCAGCGCGUGCAAUGCCCUCAAGGCCCUUCCUGGGGCAGCCUCCAGCACAUCUGAGCCUGAAGGAGAGGAGAAGGAAGCCGAUGAGGAGAAGAAGGCUGCAGCCGCCACCCUCAGCGAGCUGGACAGAGCGGAGCGAGGCCCUCUUGCGAGACCCAGUGUGGAAGUGCCUGGCGAGUCAGAGGCCCAGGCUGAGGGCCGUGGGGACGGGCUCGGUGCAGAGGGGACGGAGGAUGCCAGGUCUGAGGAGCCGGCGCCUGCAGAAGCCAGAGCCAGCCCUGCGGGUGCACCCCUUGAGAGGGGGAAGCAGAGCCCCAGAAAAGUGAAGCCACUCUCCCAGGAGGUCCAGCAGGGUCCCCUCGGGACAGACAGUCCCACUGUGCCCCAGAGUUCCUCCAAAGCUUGUUUCGUGGCAGAGAUGGAGGCUGAGCCAGGGAGGGAGGAUGAGGAGCAGGAGGAGAAGAGCCCAGAAGGAGCGGCUGUGGGGGAGAUGAGCACUGCGGAGGAGAAUGAGGAGUCUGGAGGCACCGACUCCGGCCAGGAGAACAGUGUGGGGGAGGCCCGGGUCUUACGAUCAGGCACCUACAGCGACCGGACCGAGUCAAAGGCCUACGGCUCUGUCAUCCACAAGUGUGAGGAUUGUGGGAAAGAGUUCACUCACACGGGAAACUUCAAGCGGCACAUCCGCAUCCACACUGGAGAGAAGCCCUUCUCGUGCCGGGAGUGUAACAAGGCCUUCUCUGAUCCGGCGGCGUGCAAGGCCCACGAGAAGACACAUAGCCCCCUGAAGCCCUAUGCCUGUGAGGAAUGUGGCAAGAGCUACCGGCUCAUCAGCCUGCUCAACCUGCACAAGAAGCGCCACACGGGGGAGGCGCGGUACCGCUGCGAGGACUGUGGCAAGCUCUUCACCACCUCGGGCAACCUGAAGCGGCACCAGCUGGUGCACAGCGGCGAGAAGCCCUACCAGUGCGACUACUGCGGCCGCUCCUUCUCUGACCCCACCUCCAAGAUGCGGCACCUGGAGACCCACGACACCGACAAAGAGCACAAGUGCCCUCACUGCGACAAGAAGUUCAACCAGGUGGGCAACUUGAAAGCACAUCUAAAGAUACACAUCGCGGAUGGACCCCUGAAGUGCAGGGAGUGCGGCAAGCAAUUCACCACCUCAGGAAACCUGAAGCGGCACCUUCGAAUCCACAGUGGGGAGAAGCCUUAUGUCUGUGUCCACUGUCAGAGGCAGUUUGCAGACCCAGGCGCCCUGCAGAGGCACGUCCGCAUCCACACGGGAGAGAAGCCGUGCCAGUGCCUCAUCUGCGGAAAGGCAUUCACUCAGGCCAGCUCCCUCAUCGCCCACGUGCGCCAGCACACUGGCGAGAAGCCCUAUGUCUGCGAGCGCUGCGGCAAAAGGUUUGUCCAGUCAAGCCAGCUGGCCAACCACAUCCGCCACCAUGACAACAUCCGCCCACACAAGUGCAGCGUGUGCAGCAAGGCCUUUGUCAAUGUGGGGGACCUGUCCAAGCACAUCAUCAUACACACGGGAGAAAAACCCUUCCUCUGUGACAAAUGCGGACGCGGCUUCAACCGUGUGGACAACCUCCGCUCCCAUGUGAAGACGGUUCACCAGGGCAAGGCGGGCAUCAAGAUCGUAGAGCCGGAGGAGGGCGACGAGGUCAACAUCGUCACCGUGGCCUCGGAUGACAUGGUCACCCUGGCCACAGAGGCCCUGGCUGCCACAGCAGUCACCCAGCUCACAGUGGUACCCGUUGGGGCCGCGGUGACGGCGGAUGAGACGGAAGCCCUCAAAGCGGAGAUCACCAAAGCCGUGAAGCAGGUGCAGGAAGCAGACCCAAACACCCAGAUCCUCUAUGCCUGUGAUUCAUGUGGUGAGAAGUUCCUGGACGCCAACAGCUUGGCCCAGCAUGUCCGGAUCCACACAGCCCAGGCCUUGGUCAUGUUUCAAGCAGAUACGGACUUCUACCAGCAAUACGGCCCAAGCAGCACAUGGCAGGCUGAGCAGGUGUUGCAGGCCGGGGAACUGCUCUUCCGCCCCCGGGAAGGGGCUGAGGGCCAGCCUGCCCUCGCAGAGCCCCCUCCACCCACUGUGGCUGAAUGAGGGCAGUGGAGGUGUGGGUGGGCAAGGGCCACAGCAGACACUUCCCCCCCCCCCCCCUCCUGACUAUUUAAAGAUGGACAAAAAGCACCCUGGAUCCCUAGGGAGA